AUGAUUAGAAUUUUAACUCUUGCAAUUUGCACUACUUCUAUCUUGGGAUCAUUCAUCCAAAAUUAAUAAGCAAUCAAUAAUAUAGAAGUAAAUUUGAUUCAAAUUCAUUUUUAGUGUACUUUAGUUGAAUACAGAAGACCAGACGUUUUUUAUUCCUAAGGCACAGGAUCUCUAAGCGUUGAACCUACAAUAGCAACAGUUAAUUUUGCAAUCGAAAUCAUUAAUGAACUUGCAGAAGUGGCUUUGAAUACAGCCAACUAAAUACAGGGUAAAGCCUUUAAGUACUAUUAUCUUAAAAUCCAUAGAUCAUUACAAAAAGUGGAUACAACAAAUGCAGGAGUGAAGAUCUCCACCACAUAAUUUUAGAUGUUCCCUCAUUUAGAAUAUGAUUAUACCAAUUUUAACCCUUAAAUCAAAUUCAAAGGUUAUAAAGUAAUCAUUAGCCAAAAAUUGGAAACCCCUAAUUUGAAGAUUGUUGGAUAAUUAAUCGACGCUGCUAUCAACGCAGGAGUUACUACCAUCGAGAAUGUCUCCUUUGAUAUCAAACUAGAAUAAAAGUCAGAAUUGAAAGAUCAAAUUCUCUAAUUAGCUAUCCAAGAUGCAACAAAUAAAGUAUUUUACUGAUUAAUAUCUAUAGGCUGAAAUUGCAUUAAAAGGUUUGGAUAUGAAAAUACAUUCCAUCAAAAGUAUCACCAUUGACUAGCCUUAAUAUAGACCAGUAUAUGAAUACGCUAACGUAACAAUGAUUGGAUCCGCUGCAGCUCCAACUGAAAUCUAUGCUCAAGAAUAAAACUUAUCACACACAGUCACAAUAGGAUUUAUAAUAGUUCCUAUUGAUUAAUGA
Paramecium octaurelia is the source of this 844-nucleotide messenger RNA. Lineage: Eukaryota; Ciliophora; Oligohymenophorea; Peniculida; Parameciidae. The record is from the annotation of a GenBank genome assembly.